AUAGUGUGUUUGUAAAUUGCACAUCCCUGAUUGAAGCACGUUUUUAAAAGCCGGCACAAAACAAAAAAAGAGUUUUUAUUGAAAAGAGAUUUAUUGAAUAUAAUGUAUAUGAAUGCUAAUCUAUUUGAACCGGGCAAAUCAAAGCCCGAACGUGCUUUCAUACAGGGUGCUGCGAAACAGAGUGCGCGUUUCGAUGGUCGCAAAUUGAACGAAUUUCGGGAUGUGGAACUAACUUUUGGUGCUGAUUGGGGCACAGUGACUGUGUCAAUGGGCGAAACGAAAGUGCUGGCUCAGGUUAGCUGUGAUCUUGGAACGCCGACAAGUGCACGAGGAAACGAGGGCACACUUCAUUUAAACGUGGACAUCAAGGGCGUAGCAUUUCUAGACGAGGUCCAAGCGACCCAUGAUCAGCGCUCCCUAACGCUGAACUCUCUGCUGGAACGGACAUUUCGCAGUUCUCGCUGCCUGGACUUGGAGUCGCUGUGCAUUGCAGUUGAGCAGCAUGUUUGGUGUGUGCGCGUCGACAUUAAUGUGCUCAAUCAUGAUGGAAAUCUUUACGAUGCUAGCACUAUUGCAGCGCUGGCCGCACUUAUGCAUUUUCGCCGACCCGAGGUCUCUUAUAUUGAUGACCAAAUUCGGACGUACAGCGAAAGGGAACGCGAGCUGAUGCCACUGCUCUUCCUACACUAUCCAGUUAGCGUCACGUAUUGCGUGUACAAGAGUACCCCACAGCCUUUAGUCGAUCCCACACUGUUGGAGGAGAACGCAGCCGACUCGAUUAUUGUAUUGAGUUUUAAUUCAUAUCAAGAACUGUGUACACUCAAUGCUGGAGGCACUGCACCCACCAAUGUCCGCACCAUUAUGCAAUGUGCACGCAGUGCGGCCAAACGAUCUAAGGCCCUGGUGCAAUUUAUACGCAAAGCAUUGGAGCUGGAUAUGGAGAGUCGUCAGCAACCUAAACAGGUGACCGGUUUGGUAAAUCUCUUUAGCGGUGCAGCAUCCAAGCUAAGCUUCAAGCAUCUGAUGGAGGAAGAGCAGCAGAUGGAAGUAAAUGUAGUGCAAGUAAAUCAAACCAGCACCUCAGAGCCUGUCCAACAGCAGGAAACCUUAAAUGAAGAUCAAUCGCAGACGUCCACGCAGACAUCAGUCACGCACAUGGAUGAUAGAAGUUGGUUACCGCAGGAGGAGAAUGCCUCGCAAGAAAAGUGUGAGGAAAACGAUCAAGUCCAUUCAAAGGAAAUCACACCGACUGGCGGCAAGACGGCUAAAUCCAAAUCCAAUCGUGGCAAAAACAAGGCUGGCAAAAAGCAACAAUCGAUGCCCAAGAAGCAAAAUCACAGCGAUUCAGAGGAGGAAGUUACACAGAUAAUUUGAUAAACGAAUAUUAUUUUUCAAAUGUAAACAUUUAUGUAGUUAUAUGUGUGUAGCUUAAGAAAAAAAUUGAAAUUAGUUUAAAUAGCAUAACAAAUGUAAAUAAAAUGUAUGAGAAAUCAAUCGACUA
Molecule: messenger RNA, 1501 nt
Organism: Drosophila innubila
Lineage: Eukaryota; Metazoa; Arthropoda; Insecta; Diptera; Drosophilidae
Gene: Rrp45
Product: exosome complex component RRP45
Exons: 4
Coding region: 103-1374 (423 amino acids)
Biological process (GO): U1 snRNA 3'-end processing; U5 snRNA 3'-end processing; nuclear polyadenylation-dependent mRNA catabolic process
Cellular component (GO): nuclear exosome (RNase complex); cytoplasmic exosome (RNase complex)
Source: RefSeq, a predicted model, not a curated record